Molecule: messenger RNA, 791 nt
Organism: Diuraphis noxia (Russian wheat aphid)
Lineage: Eukaryota; Metazoa; Arthropoda; Insecta; Hemiptera; Aphididae
Product: polyamine-transporting ATPase 13A3-like
Biological process (GO): polyamine transmembrane transport; intracellular calcium ion homeostasis
Cellular component (GO): membrane
Molecular function (GO): P-type transmembrane transporter activity; polyamine transmembrane transporter activity; ATP binding
Source: RefSeq, a predicted model, not a curated record
GUGAUAAUUUAUAUACUGGAUUAAGUGUCGCAAGAGAGUGUUCUAUGAUUCCAUCUAAUAUAAAUAUUGCAGUACUAACAGCAACCCCUAGUACUGAAUUAACUAAAGCAGAAAUAAAACUUGAGCCUACUUUAGGGCAUAACUUGGAUAUGCAAGACGAAAAGGUAUACUAUGCAGUUGAUGGAAGGUCGUGGUCUGUUUUGGAGUCAGAUUUUCCGAGUUGGUUACCGUAUGUAGUCUCAAAAGGUCUUGUGUUUGGACGAAUGUUACCAGAGCAAAAAGUAAAGCUUGUGGAGCAUUUUCAAAGUAUGGGCUAUGUGACAGCUAUGUGUGGAGAUGGAGCAAAUGAUGCUGGGGCAUUAAAAGUUGCUCAUGUUGGCAUAUCACUUUCACAAGCUGAAGCAUCCAUAGCAGCACCAUUUACUUCUCAAAUAACAAAUGUCUCAUGCGUAACUAAAAUAAUACGAGAAGGACGAUGUGCUCUAGUGACUAGUUUUGGAAUAUUUAAAUAUAUGACAUGCUACAGUUUAAUACAGUUUAUUACAUUAGUUUUACUUUACAGCAAAGGUAUUAUGCUGGGAAAUUUCCAAUUUUUAUACUUUGAUUUUAUUCUUACUACAUCAUUAGCUAUUGUAAUGGGUGAUAUUGAACCUACUGACAAAGUUCAUCCUCACCGUCCUUUGUCAAAAAUUUUGACUGCAAAAAACUUAAUACCACUGUUUUUGCAAUUGUUGGUUUGUGCUUUAAUACAAAUAGGGUCACUAUAUUACCUAGAACUACAAGAUUGGCAA